AUGCGGUCCCUACUCUCACUCGCCACCCUUCCGCUCUUAGCCCUCGCCGCCCCACCUUCUUCUCCAACAAUAACGCGCAUCGUCUUCUCUGGCUCAGGAUGUCCUAAUGACUCGGGUUCCGUCAAGACAGAUAGCGCAACUCUCAGUGACACCGCCGGCGUCUCCUUCACGCAACUCAAGGGCGACUCAACAGACAACUGUGCUGUGCACAUUGAGUCGGCCGGGGCUAGUUCCGGCUGGCAGGUCGCUGUCCGACAGGUUGAUUAUGUCGGCGAUGUCAACUUGAAGGGAAACAGUGGGCUGGAUACGUACACGCAAGUCUUCUGGAGUGAGAAUGCUGGGAAUACUGGCGUACUUACCGGCGGUCUUACAUGCGCGGGUCCUGAGAUCAAAGACUACAUCACUGUACGAAGCAGCACUGCGGACCUUAAGUGGUCGAAGUGCACUGGUACGGACGGAAACCCCGGUAUCUUAAAUGUCAAUUUCAGACCAGUCAUCCAAGGUGACUUUGGGACGUAUGAUUUCAAACACGCUGCUUGGAAGCUAGAGUGGCGGAAAUGCUAA
Molecule: messenger RNA, 564 nt
Organism: Alternaria postmessia
Lineage: Eukaryota; Fungi; Ascomycota; Dothideomycetes; Pleosporales; Pleosporaceae
Exons: 2
Coding region: 1-564 (187 amino acids)
Source: RefSeq, a predicted model, not a curated record